This is a messenger RNA of Chara braunii, 817 nucleotides long. The record is from the annotation of a GenBank genome assembly. NCBI's taxonomy places the organism in Eukaryota, Viridiplantae, Streptophyta, Charophyceae, Charales, Characeae.
UUGGUCGUCCCAUCUUCGACGGCAUGCAGGCCCCUGGUACCAGCUGCUGGGGAGUCGGCCACACCCUUGACAUCUGCGAACGCUGCACCGUUGGUUCGACGGCCGACGAGGCAAACUCUGAUCAAGGAGGCGGACAACAUCGUCACCCACAAUGACCAGACCAGCAGAUAACUGGACCGUUUCCUAAUUUGCACGAAUCAAACUUUCAUCUCAAUUGAGAACAUUUACUUCCUUCAGUUCAUCGACGCGGUUAUGAAGUGCCAUCUUAAGAGGCAGCCGUGCAAGAGGGACGAGAUGAGGACGAAGCGGUUGGACGGACAACAUGGACUUGUUGGAGACGACAUGAAGAGUCUUGUGAGGAAGUGGAAGAGGACGGGCUGCAUGCUGCAAAUGGACGGGUGGUCGAACAGGAGGAACAAACCACAUCUCAAUGUAAUGGCUUCCUCCCCGAUUGGCACUGUGUUUUGGAAGUCCGUUUGCAUGGAAGGCAAGGACAAGGAGUCAGCGGCUUACUUCAAGUUGUUGGAUGGAGUUAUCGGCGUCCUGAUGGAGAGGGUUUGUUCAAAGGCUGGGAAGAUGGUGGAGGCGAAGUACCCUGGGAUUUUCAAUGCGGGAUGCACGGCCCAUGCGUUGGACUUGGCGUUAGAAGACAUGUACAAGCGAUUGGGCUGGCUGAGGGACGUCAUUGACAAGGGAAACCAAGUGGGCAAGUUCGUGACCAACAUCAACAAGGUCCUCGCAAUGUUCAAUUGAAUUCCAGACGCCCAACUCAAACACCCAGCCGUCACGAGGUUUGCAACAAAAUUCGAAAUGUUGG